AUGAAUGCCCUCACAUGCCCCCAUCUUGGGCCUUGCCUCUGGCUGUGGCUGGGUGCUGCCUUGGGACUUGGCCAGGGACAAGCGAGCAGCCGCCUGAGGCUGGCCGUGCUGCCCGAGGACCGGCUGCAGAUGAAGUGGAGGGAGGUGGAGGGGAGCGGCCUCGGCUACCUGGUGCAGGUGAAGCCCAUGGCAGGCGAUGCAGAGCAGGAAGUGAUUCUGACCACCAAGACCCCCAAGGCGACAGUGGGGGGCUUGAGCCCCUCCAAGGGCUACACCGUGCAGAUCUUCAAGCUCACCGGCUCUGGGAACGCCCUGCUGGCGCAGAGGGAGUUUGUGAUCCAGGACCUGAAGAGUCACGCGGCAAACAGGAGCAGCCGGAAGCCCCUGGAGGCGGCUGCGGAGCCCAUACCCUCCCACGCGGGGAGCCCAGGCCCUGAGCCCCGAGUUGCCUCAUCCCCAAGUCAAGACUCACCCACUCUUGGUGGCGCAGAAUGGGGGCUGCCUGGCAAGGAACAGCACCUAGCCAGGGGCUCAGGGGGCAAGGCCCCUUCCCAGCCCUCCACAGACCCGGAGCAGAAGAGCCAGGCCCAGGGCUCUGCGGGAACGACGGAGACGCCAGCCAACCCCCAGUUCCGCUGCACACCCCCCACACCCGUGGACAUGAUCUUCCUGGUGGACAGGUCCUGGAAUAUUGGCCAUAGUCAUUUCCAGCAGGUCAAAGAUUUCCUGGCCAGCGUCAUUGAGCCCUUUGAGAUCGGGCCAAAUAAAGUCCAAGUCGGCCUGACUCAGUACAGUGGAGACCCCCAGACCGAGUGGGACCUCAGUGCCUUCCGCAGCAAGGACAAGGUGCUGGCAGCCGUCUGCAGCCUCCACUACAAAGGGGGAAACACAUUCACAGGCCUGGCCCUGACUCACGUGCGGGAGCAGAACCUGAAGCCUGGAGCGGGGCCCCGUCUAGAGGCGGCCAAGGUGGUGGUCCUAGCGACGGACGGCAUAUCCCAGGAUGAUGCCCGUGCCGCUGGCCGCGUCCUCAAGGACCUGGGUGUCGCCAUCUUUGCUGUGGGUGUGAAGAACGCAGACGAGGCCGAGCUGCGGCUCCUGGUGUCCCCGCCACUGGACAUCACCGUCCACAGUGUACAGGACUUCCCCCAGCUUGGUACCCUGGCCGGCUUGCUCAGCCGCCUCAUCUGCCAGAAGGUCCAAGGCGGGAGCCGGGGCCCCGCUGUGGCCACCCCGGCCCCGGACACCAUCUUCACUCCCACCAGACUCAUCUUGACCCAGGCGACCCCCUCCAGCGUCCACUUGUCCUGGACCCCAGACCCCCAGCUGCCACUCAUGUAUCUGGUCACGUGGCGGCCUUCCAGGGGUGGCCCCGUGGUGCUGGACGGGCCUACCUCGUCCAUGACGCUUCACAGCCUGACCAUCGGCACCGAGUACUUGGUGUCUGUGUUCCCUGUCAGUGAGGCCAGGGUCGGCGAGGGCCUGCGGGGCCUUGUGACCACAGCGCCUCUGCCUCCGCCCCAGGCACUGACCCUGGCUGCAGUGACGCCCACCACCGUCCGCCUCACCUGGCGGCCAUCGGCCGAGGCCACGCAGUACCUGGUGCAAUGCUCUCCAGCCCCCCCCCCGCGCCACCAGGAGGAGGGCAGAGAGGUGCAGGUGGGGCAGCCAGAGGUGCUGCUGGACAGCCUGGAGCCUGGCACGGACUACGACAUCCGGGUGCAGAGCUUGCAAGGGCCGGAGGCCAGCGAGGCCCGGGGCAUCCGUGCCAGGACCGCCGCCCUGGUGCUGCGCAGACACCUCGGCUUCUUGGAAGUGAGUCACGACUCGGCUCAUGUGUUCUGGGAGGGCGUCCCGAGGCCCGUGCUCCUGUUCAGGGUCGGCUUUGUCUCCAGUGAGGGCAGCCACUCGGGGCAGGUGGAGGCCCCUGGGAAUGCCACCUCAGCCACUCUGGGUCCCCUGUUCUCCUCCACCACCUACUCCGUCUGCAUCACCUGCCUCUACCCCGCGGGCGGCUCCUCCACGCUGACCGGCCGGCUGACCACACGGAAAGUCCCCAGCCCGAGCAAGCUCUCGGCAACAGAGCUCCCCAGAGACGAGGUCCAGCUGGAGUGGGCGGCCGCCUCGGUUGGAGUGCUCGUCCACCAGAUCAAGUGGACGCCCGUGGGAGAUGGGAAGGCCCGAGAGAUCUCUGUCCCAGGGAGCCUGGGCGUGGCGGUCCUGCCUAGCCUCUGAAGCCACUUGGAGUAUGAGAUCACCAUCCUGGCCUACUACAGGGACGGGACCCACAGUGACCCGGUGUCCCUCCGCUACACCUCCUCACGCCGGAGCCCGCCCUCCAACCUGGCCUUGGCUUCCAAGUCACCCAGCAGCCUGCGAGUCACCUGGACGCCCCCGAGCGGCCACGUCCUCCACUACCAGCUCACCUACGUGCUGGCCUCAGGCUCAGGACCAGAGAAGUCGAUCUCUGUCCCAGGACCCAGCAACCAUGUGACGCUCCCCAGCCUGCUGGCAGCCACCAAAUAUAGGGUCCAGAUCUCAGCGGUCUACGGAGCAGGGGAGAGCGCACCCAUGUCUGCCACAGGCCGGAUGACCUGCCCCACCCUCAGCCCCGAUGGCGCCCACCCAGGCUUCAACCUCAUGGUGGCCUUCGAGCUGGUGGAGCAGGAGCACGUGUCCCUCCGAGGCGUUGCCAUGGAGUGUGCGGCGUUCGGCUGCGCCUGGACCUUCACGCUCUUCAAGGACGCUCAGCUGACCCGCCGGGCCAGCGGCCCCCAGCUGGCUGCGCUCCCGCCGGAGCACACGGUGGUCUUCGUGCUGCGCGUGCUGCCCGAGACUCCCCGUGAGGCCUUCGCUUUAUGGCAGAUGAUAGCUGAGAACCUGCAGCCCAUCCUGGGGGUCCUGCUGGAUGCUGGUAGGAAGUCUCUGACCUACUUCAACCACGACCCCAGGGCCACCCUGCAAGAGGUGACCUUUGACCUGCCCGAAGUGAGGAAGAUUUUCUUUGGAAGCUUCCACAAGGUGCACGUGGCCGUGGGCCGCUCCAAGGUCAGGCUCUAUGUGGACUGCCAGAAGGUGGCUGAGAGGCCGAUUGGGGAGGCGGGCAGCCCACCUGCCACGGGCUUCGUGAUGCUGGGGAGGUUGGCCAAGGCCCGGGACCCCCGGAGCAGCUCGGCCACAUUCCAGCUCCAGCUGCUGCACAUCGUGUGCAGUGACUCCUGGGCAGAGGAGGACGUGUGCUGCGAGCUCCCUGCGGCGAAGGAUGGAGAGACCUGCCUUGCCUUCUCUUCUGCCUGCACCUGUUCCUCGCAGACCCCUAGGCCCCCAGGGCCCCAAGGACCUCCAGGCCUCCCUGGAAGGAACGGAGCCCCAGGAGAGCAGGGCUUCCCAGGGCCCAGGGGCCCGCCAGGGGUCAAAGGAGAGAAAGGGGACCAUGGGCUCCCAGGCUUGAAGGGCCAUCCUGGUCACCAGGGCACCCCAGGGAAGGUCGGCCUCCAGGGACCAAAGGGAAUGCGAGGCCUUGAGGGGAGCACCGGCCUGCCUGGACCUCCAGGCCCCAGGGGCUUCCAGGGCACGGUCGGGGCCGGGGGCACCAGUGGGGAGAGAGGACCCCCAGGGGCCAUGGGGCUCACGGGCCUACCAGGACCCAAAGGGGAGCAAGGAGAGAAGGGCGAGCCACAGUCCCUGGCCACCAUCUACCAGCUCCUGGGCCAGGCCUGCAAGUCUGCCAUCCAAGCUCAUGUACUGAAGUUCCACUCCUUCCUCCGUGAGAGCGCCAGGCCCCCCGGGCCCCCCAGCACACUCGGUGAGGCCCAGCACCCUGGAGAAGCGGGAGACGACGGCCUGCGCCCUGAGAACAGAGGAUGGCCCCCAUGCUGCCCACAGUGA
Molecule: messenger RNA, 3888 nt
Organism: Lutra lutra (Eurasian river otter)
Lineage: Eukaryota; Metazoa; Chordata; Mammalia; Carnivora; Mustelidae
Gene: COL20A1
Product: collagen type XX alpha 1 chain
Molecular function (GO): protein binding
Source: RefSeq, a predicted model, not a curated record